AGGCUGUCUAUUUCUUUCCCUAAUCUCAUUAAAUAGCUUCCAGAUAAAACCCCCCGAUUUCUCUCAUCCCUCUCUCAAUUUUUCUCCACGCCGAUCUUUCUCCCGUUCUUCUUGUUUUUUUUUUCCUCCUAAAAAUCCCGGGAGAUCUCGGUUGAGGAGUUCGGUUUUUGAUAUAUAGGAGAUUGAUUCAAAGGAAGCAUGGAGACUCUUCCUCUCAUCGACGUCUCCUCGGAGGACGAUCUCCUCAUCUCAGCGUCUUCCAAUGCCGUUCCAGAUCCACCCUCCCGAGGCCUUUCAGAAAAUCAUAAUGAAAAUAUGAUUGUCAGUGCUGAGGAAGGGGAGGGUCCGGUGAAAAUGAGCAAGAAAUUGGAACAAGUCCUUGAAUUAUCAGAGUCUCCAGAGCAACAGCGAGUAAACUCUCGCAAGUACAACUUGCGCAAAAGUUUAGCCUGGGAUAAUGCAUUUUUUACAAGUGAAGGUGUUCUCAACCCUGAAGAGUUGGCUAUUGUAAAUAGCACUUUUGGGAAGGCUGAAGAAUCUUCAUUACCUGGAAUUCCGGAAGAUAUUAGGAAGUCCACAGAGUCAACAUCUACCUUAGAUAGUGAUACCUUGGCAUUAGAAAACCUUGAAGUAGAAUUGUUUGAAAAUGUACGGGCUUCCAUUCAGAAAUCUCUUGGAAAAUAUGAGAAUGCUUCAAAUGUGGUAGACUCCUGCAAGACAAAAGAACAUGGGGAGCUCAAUGCACCAUUCCUUGGUUCAUCAAAUACAGUUGAAUUAUUAUCUCAGAACAAGAAGAAGCCUCCUAUUGGGAUGAAAAGGCAUGUUGUCACCAAGAAACUUUCAGACCAUACUUCUGAGUGCCCACGUAGCAUGAAAGGGGCUACAAAUAAAAGUGCAGACUCAAAACCAUCAUUAAAGCCACCAAGAGUUGUAUCUCGAACAACUUUGCCAACGGCGCCAAACAAGUCAGGUUUUGGUCCUGGGAACAUCCAACCAAGGAGUAGCAUUGGGAAACCUUUUCCUGGCAAUUUAAUUAAUCGGCAAUCUAUUAUAGUUCCUAAAAAGAUAAAUGGAGACUCAUCCAUUGUCACUUCUAAUUCUGUUCGAUCACCAAGAGCUAUUUAUGGUUCACCCUUAGUCUAUCCCUUAUCAACUUCUUGUUCAUCGCAUAGUGGUUCUGUUAGUAGUUCAUCUGAUUCAACAGGUAAAUCUCCUUCAAAGACUACAAGGAAAAGAGUUGCUUCUAGAAUUACAAAUCAUUCUCCACCGGGGUCAACCACUAAGAAAACCCCUGUGAAAGCAUCCAAAAUUAAAACCAUGUCCAGCAAUGCAAGUAAUCCCCCAAUACAUCCAAAAUCUACAUUCAAGUUCUCAGCAAACAUGUCUCCAAAUAGUUCGCUAGACAGCGUGGCUUCAGAGUCAUCUUCAUCAGCCUCCAUUACUGCAAAGCCCGGUAUUUUGAGGGAUAGCCUUGACACUGGAUCUUUGUCAUUCUCCCCUGCCUUGGCAGGUCCUGAGAGUAUCAUCGUUCAUUCAUCAGGUUUACGGAAACUAUCCGCUGGUCAUCCAUACGUCGGAAGUGAAAAUUCUGCAACCAUUUCUCAUAGUCAGUGUAUCAGCAAAGGUUCUUCAGAAAUUCGUGUAAUUUCUGAACCAUCGAUUGGGGAGAACUCUAAAAGAUGUACUAAUAAUAGCUCUGGUACUAAAAGCAUAAAACCAUCAGGACUUCGAAAGCCAACACCCAAGAUUGGAUAUUUUGAUGCGGAGAAGUCCCUUGGGCGCAAUGUUGAAACAUUUUCCCAGCCUGGCAAGUUACGGAACAUAAUUAGAAGUACUGGAAACAGGAACCCUGUCGGGGUAAACAAACCGAAACCCAGUAAGCUUCAAUUAAUAAGACCUGCAGCGAAGAAUGCGUCCACAAAGUGUGAUCCUCCACGCAUCCAAUUGACAGGUCCGUCUUCUACUCAUAACAUGAAACCUGCAUCGCCUACAUAUCUGCAACAACUGUCAGAACCUUCUGAAUUAGGUGGCACUAUUAGGAUGACAGAAAAUCAUUACUCGUGCUCUGAUGUUAGCAAGGUUUUGCCUCCUUGUUUGAGUGAAGAAAGCCAUUCCAAGGUUUCAAAAGUAGCAAAUGGAGUGGUUGAUACAGAUGAAUUUGGUCAGUUUUCUAACCCGAGCUCUGGAGGGCAAACCUGUCAGGAACAUUCAGAGUUUGUAACUGCAUUUCCAAUUGAAAAUGAAUCUAUGAUGUCUAAUGGUAAAUAUGGUGAUUGUAUCGGCAAAGUGAAGACAUAUGAGCAACCAUCCUGUGGGUACAUAAAGCAGAGCCAUAUGGAAAGUGACUUGCAUUCAGUUACCAGAAGCAUUGAGAAGGAGAAUUUGUUUCCUGCUGAUGAAACUGAUGGCAGGAGCAAAGAUUUGCUGGCUAAGAAUUUGAUGCUGCCAAUGGUAGAAAGCAUAGAGGAAAAGGUAUCCUCCCUCUCUCUUUCCUGAACAAAGUACUUGACUGUUGGCAGGGAUCUGGAAUUUCUAUUUGGCUAUGCCAUUGCUUUGGAACAGAACUUUCAUGCUCUACAAAGUUCAUGAAGGUGAGUUCCCUUUCUGUUUAUCCAAGUCCACAGCAUCCCAUAUUGAACACAAAAAUUCUCUUGGCAUUUGAGUUCAUUCAACAGUACGAAUGGAUCAAUAAAUUCAGACCUUGUUCCUUGGGCUUGAUAAAUGUACCAAUUGGCUAUUCUACUACUGCUGUUAAUCUCUGAAUAAGUGGUGAGAGGAAGGUAUUUUAGAUGAUUUAAUUGUCAAAAUGAUGUCAUAUGAUGCAACUGUUUUUCUUGGUCUGGAGGUGUACUUGCUUGUGCUCUUGAAAAUAGUCCACUGGGCCGUUGUGUUGUCUUGAAACGUGGGUUGUGGAUAAUAUGUGAAGAUUUGGUCUCUACAUGCUUAAGAAACUACCCAACUUUGAAGGUAACUCCAUGUUUAAGCAUGCCUUUGAUUUGAUUCAAAGAAUUUUGCAACUUGCCCAUGUUCAUAUUAUGAAACUUAGGAUUCUAGAGUCCAGGUGCUGCUCUCCCAUUACAGCAUCUUGUCUGAAGUACAUCAGCACCGUGCUUCUGUUCAGAGAUUUAUGAUAUGACAAUAUUCAUGCAUAGGCAAAAAAACAUAUUUCUUGAGGAUAGACUCACAAUAUGAGUGAUUCUUUUUCCUGCUCACCCUCAAAUUUUGCCGUGCAAAAUGAAUACUUUAUUUGGACUGCCACUGUCUUCAAUUUGCUUGUUUAGAAUGGCAGAUGGGGGGGAUAAAAAAUGCUGCUUAAGGUCUCAGAAGUGUUCAUUUUAA
Messenger RNA from Phoenix dactylifera (date palm), 3339 nucleotides. RefSeq lists its product as uncharacterized. The record is from RefSeq and is a predicted model, not a curated record. Gene Ontology annotation, molecular function: microtubule binding. Lineage: Eukaryota; Viridiplantae; Streptophyta; Magnoliopsida; Arecales; Arecaceae.